AUUUUGGGGAUAAAUGAAUGAAGGUUCUCUAUCGUGGGCUGUCGUCGACGUCUCUCUGGUGACCGGUGGUAGCCAUCCGCUCCUUCUUUUUCUCUCCAGUUAUCUAGAGAUCUUUUGAUCGUGGUGGCAAAGGGUGGCUGGUUUUGGGUCUUAAGUUCGGAUUGUCUUCUCGCCUCUCGUCUACCUCCUUGCUUCGCCUUGCUGAUCUCGGCGAUUCGGUGAUGCCAAUAGCCUUCCCCUUGAAUCGUCUCGGAUGCGGUUGGGAGAUCAGAAGACAAAGACUCGAUCUAUGUGUUUUGUCGUUGGGCGCCCAUUCGUUCCGAAGUUAUGAUCGUGCAUGUUGCUUGUGGGAGCAUCUGAAGACGUUCCGGUCCGAUGAAGUUAGGUUUGAAGGCGAGUUUGGGUUCCGUUGGGUUCGUCUUGCUCCGAUCCUCAUCUAGGCUGGUAACCUCUUGCGUUCCGGCCUCGUUUCGCUUUUUGUGGAUUGGAUUUUCUCGUGCUGGUGCGGCGUUUCGAUGGCGGUCAACGUGUGAUGAUUUUGCCAGCGACGACGGCUACACAUGGAGAUGGAAUCAGCUAGGGUAUGGGGUUGUUCUUCAUUGGGCUCUUUGUGUGUGUUUGUGGGCUAAUAUGUUUGGUCUUUUGACACUUCUUUUAGGCCUAUGUGUUUGGGCUUUUUUUCCUCCC
Molecule: messenger RNA, 687 nt
Organism: Linum tenue
Lineage: Eukaryota; Viridiplantae; Streptophyta; Magnoliopsida; Malpighiales; Linaceae
Source: the annotation of a GenBank genome assembly